Drosophila rhopaloa is the source of this 665-nucleotide messenger RNA. RefSeq lists its product as uncharacterized. The coding region runs from base 9 to 602 and encodes 197 amino acids. The record is from RefSeq and is a predicted model, not a curated record. The transcript has 3 exons. Lineage: Eukaryota; Metazoa; Arthropoda; Insecta; Diptera; Drosophilidae.
UCGAAGUAAUGUCGCCCAGUCAGAUUUUUUUGAUCUCCGUUUUGCUUGGAGUUGCACUAAAUACUUUUCAAGUAUUUGGCCAAACCACUAUUGAUUGCCAAAGACCGCCGCAACUUGUGGAUCCUGCACUUUGUUGCAGAGACGGAGGACGUGACCAGAUGUCAGAGCAAUGCGCCCAGAGAAUUCUAGGAGCUGCAAGUGGUCAAAAACAAGGGGGACCUCCAUCUCUAGACACUGCAGCUUGUCUGGCUGAGUGCAUCCUAACAUCUUCUAAGUAUAUUGAGGAACCACAAAAACUGAACUUGGCCAACAUACGCAGCGAUCUCUCGGCUAAAUUCUCCAACGAUACUUUAUAUGUGGAAGCAAUGACGAUGGCUUAUUCCAAAUGUGAACCACAAUCCCAGCGAAGAUUGGCUAUGUUCCUUCAGCAACAGCAGCAGCAAACCCAGCAGCAACCACAAAGAUGCAGUCCGUUUUCCGCCAUCGUUCUGGGAUGCACCUAUAUGGAAUACUUCAAGAACUGUCCGGAUCAUCGGUGGACUCAGAAUGCCCAGUGUGCUCUUGCCAAAGCAUAUGUUACGCAGUGCGGUUUGGGUGCUUAACCUUCCGAUUCGUUUGAGACAGAGAUUGUAUAUACAAAUUAGUAAAUAAAUAAUAAUCAAGUA